UCUCUUCUAUACUGACACUGCCGACAGUACGUGCUCGUCUUCUUGACACGGCAAAACAGAACAAAAAAACCUACGACUACCUUUGGAUCGUACGCAGCUGUUGCUUUCAGGCAACACUUCUCCUCAGGACCACCCGCGUACACUCUCAACCGAUCAAAUGGACUCAUCAAACAUGUACUCCCAGCCCCGCCCGGCAAAACGAAUGGCCUACGAGGACAUUCGAUGCAAUGGCUUCAGCUCACCAGCAUCAUCGGUCAUAUCCAACGAACCAUGGCUGUCGGCCGUUGACACUGCUGGAUCACCGUACGAGCCUAUCCCACGGGUCAGCUAUAUGAACAGUCCUUCUCGCUACCAUGACGGCGUAGAUGCCAAAACAGAGCUUCUCCCGUCAACACCAGGUCUGCACAUGCCCGCAAAUGCCUACGUGACCUCGCAUCCCUCGGCAAACCCAGCUCCCUUGAACCCGCGGAUGGACUCGGCCCAUCCAUCUAACAACCAAGCCAUACAACCAAGAGUCGAGCCGUUGCCUCGUCAAGCUACCCUUCCUCCCACACCUUCCCCUUCGCGGUCAACUCUGCGGACAAAGUCCCGUGGCACCCGUUCUGCUGAGCAGAAGCUCGAGCCGACCUGGAAGGGCUUCAUUGGAUCGACGUACGAGGCCUUGCAACUAUUGGAAGGCUGUCUCCAAGGCAAGCUUCGGCACAUGCCCCGCCGUGCGUACGACCGCGAGCGCGAAGAUGUGAUCCGCAGCGGACACGUUUUCGUGUUUGAGGAGAACGCGUCCGGCAUCAAGCGCUGGACAGACGGUGUCUCAUGGAGUCCGAGUCGACUAUUGCCCAACUUCCUCAUCUACCGCGAGGUGGAGGAGAAGGAUCACAAGCCUGGUGAGAAGAAGAAGGCGAUCAAGAAGCGCAAGCGAUCAGACGACGACGGCGUGGACGAGUACGAUGAAGUGAGCGGCGACCAGGCUGCCCCAGUACUCAACCCCAACGACAUUGCCCUUACGAUACCCGAGCCUGAGCGUCGACGUCUCUGCGGAUCGUUGACGGACUCUUACAACUUCAAGAGCGACGGACUGGUCAAGAAGACGAUCAGUGUGGAGUACAAGGGCAAUGUGCACCACAUUAUUGCGUACUACAAGCUGGAAGACGUCCUCUUCGGCAAACUCGCACGCAUGAGCGAGGAUGCAAAGUUUGGCGAGAUCCAGCCUCGCUUUGAUCUCCUGAACAUGCAAAAGUUCCAAAACAACCCCGACAACCCGAUGGAUGACCCGAUCCGGUUCCAGCACCAUAUGCGCCACGCGGAUAUGCAAGCGCACCAUUGGCCACAGUAUUCUCCGAGUCAUCAAAGCAUGCAGCCGCUGCAAGCACCCCCGCCGCUACACUACUACCCAGUGGGGCAGACACCUGUCGCGCAAGACGGCUUCUGGACACCAACUGGCGGCCACUGGUCUCAGCAAACGCCAAUGAUACAGACCUUUACCCCCAUGGCGACUGGGUCACCGUUUGGCGGUGCUCGAGCGGACAUUGGCAGCCACAACGGUGGCGGCCUGACACCGCUGUCGUACUCGGCAGGCCACAUGAGCCAAUACCAGCCUGCAUUCAGUCAGAUGAUGGCCGGUAACUACAGCGACGGCUACCUGCCAUCAUAACCGGCAUGAGGGGCCCAUGAGGGCGUCGUGUGUUGUGGACGAGUGAUGUAUAUGAUGUACGACAGGCGCAACUGUAUUAUAUGUUUUUUUCUGCAAAAAAGCCGAGGUUUACGAGCACUAC
Pseudovirgaria hyperparasitica is the source of this 1772-nucleotide messenger RNA. RefSeq lists its product as uncharacterized. The transcript has a single exon. Gene Ontology annotation, molecular function: DNA binding. The coding region runs from base 158 to 1651 and encodes 497 amino acids. The record is from RefSeq and is a predicted model, not a curated record. Lineage: Eukaryota; Fungi; Ascomycota; Dothideomycetes; Acrospermales; Acrospermaceae.